UUCGUCCGGACCCCGACUCCCCCGCAAUUCUCCUCAUCUCAGCUUGCGCCUCCCCCGAACGGCCGCACCGGGGCCGGCGGUGCCCGUCCCCGCCGGCGACAGCUGCCGCGAACACGCUCUUCUCCGCCUUCUCCUCGCGACCCCUGCGCCGAAUCGCGCCGCGGAAGAUCGAAUCGGAAGCCGCAAUCAAACCCUAGCUCGAUCCCUCUCCGGCAUCUUCACAUCAGCCGCAUCGCGUCAGCGGGAUCCAGGCCGCAUCGCCUCGAUUCACGUCGGCCGGAUUUCCUACUGGUCACUGCGGAGAGGAUCGAUCGAAGGCUGUGUAGUUCUGAUCGGCGAGUUUUGGUAGCGGCGGCUGGGGCGUGGUGUUCGGGGUUUCUGGUAGGGUUUGGCCGGUUAUUGAUUUUUUUGAUGUUCUUAUCGUGCGUUGGUGUGAUUCCGUGGCCGUUCCAAAGGCUACUUCCGAUUGCUACUGCCUUGAUGCUCGCGAAAUUGAAUCUCUUCGUAAGUAAAGAGAAGUACAUGAUGUAACAAGUACCGGAAACAGUUCAGUAACUGCUCUCAGGGACAGUACGCUCGAGGGCUGUCGGGUGUGGCAGGAGGAGCGGCAGGAUCAGAGGAGAGGAGGAAGGAGGGAUGAUAUGGGGGAUGAUUAAGAGGAAGGGGAGGGAUGUGGCUGAUCUGGAUGAAGGUGGGCCGCAAAGGCGAAGAGGGGUGGCGCAUGGUGAGGCGGUGACCGGACGGGUAGGGAUCUGCCUGCUGGGAUUAGAAGAUGGCCUGGUUGGCGCACACGGUAGAUCGAGUAGGAGGGAUGCAGGGUGGGUAGGAAGGAGGAGCGUGCAGCGGCAGGGCGAGGAAAAGGAGCAAGGCUGCAAGGGCGGGUUGGGGUGGGGGUGGGGGUGUGACCAGGCAUUUGGGCCGCUAGAUAGGACCAAGAAGAAGGGAAGGAUGGCCUAUGGCACGAGUGUUUCUCGCUAGUUGGUGCCAACAAGUGUUUCAGUAUGUACUAACGUGUGUAAUUGGCUGUCAUGUGUCCAUUUCAAAGGGAUCGGGCUCAUGUCCAUAGAAAUCUGUCAUUUUCUAAGUUCCAGUGUGAACUGAGUUUAAACAUCGAAGGAGCACCCAACAAUAUUUAGUAUUUUUUCUAUUGUAGCCACUAAGUUGAACUCUACCUCAUCCAAACAAACCCUAAGAGCAUCACCAAGUGAUGCCCAAAAUCCCAUUCCCCAAAUCUCCUAUCCAAUGAGAUGUGAAGUUUGGUAAUUGAAAUUGUUGAUAGUUAAUGCUGCAGGUGCAGGGUUGCAUUUCAUAUGUACAUACACAUUUACUUCAAGUAUAGUUUCCAGGAAAGAUAGUACACAUAGGUCAUCAAUAGUCACUGAUCUGAGUUUCCGUACUAAUGCAGUGCAGCCUAAGUUUAUAUGUGGAACGUAUGCUAUCCUUUCUUUAGAGCCGAAGUGAUGAAUUACUCAAUAGCCAAUCCUCUGCCCUGUUUGAUCAUUUUGUUGUCUUGUGUCUUUACAUAUGCUACUAUGCACAAGAUAUUUUAUUUCUCUUCAAUCCACUGAUUUUUUAGUUCAUCGUGCUCUGAAGUUACUGGAGUCGAGUUAGGAUCUCUACAUCAGCUGAAAUUGUUAUACUACCAUGUCUUCCAAGGAGUCAAGUUACCUUUUCAGGCUCAUGGAACUUAGCUCUGUCCGGUUGGCAGAUUGGGCUAAUCUUCAGACGGAUCUUGUUGGUCUGAUUAUAAAGAAGCUUGGCAUUCCUGACUUUGUCAAAUUCCGUGCUGUAUGCACCUCGUGGAACCGUGUCUGCAGAGAAGUAUCCAACCAUCCAAGGGUAGACCCAUGGCUGAUGCUCCCAACCGAUCUGCUCGAUGGUGCUAAAUUUUUCAGUAUACCUGAAAAAAUUAAUCAAACAAUCCGUAUCCCGAGUACUGCCACGAUCUUUGGCUCCAUGUGGAUUCCGGUUGGUUCUUCCCAUGGUUGGCUUAUCUUCUUUAGCCCGACUCAGGGAACCAUCCAGCUGGUUAAUCCAAUCAGCAGCGCACAGAUCCAACUUCCCCCAAUUGGAACCAGGCGCUUCUCCAAGGCCAUAUUGCUUGACAUGAGUGAGAGCAACUUCACCGUUGCUGUCAUAUAUGGCAACCAUAAAGGAUAUAAAGUGGCACGUAAAGGAAGCAAGAGCUGGUCAUUUGUUGAUUCAAAACACAUUUUGGUGGAUGUGUUCAAGCACAGGAGGCAACUUUACACCAUUGACAUAUAUGGUACUGUCGAGGUGUGGGCAGAACCACCCCGUGCAUGGCAGGAUGAGGAUGCCCCACAGGUGGAUCCUCAUGUGCAUCAUAACCUCGUCCACUAUCCUCAGCAGAAGUUUAACUGUCUGGUUGAGACCCCAGCUGGUGAUCUCGUAAGGGUUAAGCGCCAAUCUCAGAAUAAGUUUGCGCUGUGGGUCCUGGACAAGGAGACAUUGUCCUUUGAGAAGACUACAGACAUUGGGGAAUUCGGGCUGUUUGUCAGCCAUUAUAGCUCUUUCUGUUUCCCAGCCAAGGACCAUCCGAAUCUGAAGGUAAAUUGCAUUUACUUUAUCGAUGGCUACAACAACCUGUGUGCAUUCAACCUCGAGCAUGGGACCAAGGAGCUCGUGGAAGCCCUCGAAACUGCCCAUGCAAACAAUCAGCAAGCUCCGCACUUACACCGACACCAGCCACUACAAGAACCAUUCUUAUGGUUCACCCCUUCACUGAAAUGAACAAGUAAUGUGUGAGAAGGUAAAAGUUGGCGCCACUUCAAGUCGGCGAGAACCGUCCCUAUGGUUCACCCACUUGGCUGAAAUGAACAGAUGCGUGAAAAUGAGUGGCCCGGCAACUUUGAUUAUCCUAGAACUCCUAUCAAACAGUAGAUGUCUAAAUCCCUGAAUCUUGCUAAGUAUAUAUUGGACUUAUUAAUGUACUUUUGUGGCAGAACCAGAAUUUUGAAGGGCUAGUAGCUGCGUGUGCUUGUUGUAUAUGCAAUUUGGCUUGUUCUCCGGAGUCGUGUUCCAUUUACUCGCUUUCAUUAUCUUUAAGCUUGCCAUUGACUCGACCUUCUGUUAUACUACCACCGCUCCAUAUUAAGUGUCUUUCUAUUACA
Molecule: messenger RNA, 3131 nt
Organism: Brachypodium distachyon (stiff brome)
Lineage: Eukaryota; Viridiplantae; Streptophyta; Magnoliopsida; Poales; Poaceae
Product: putative F-box protein At4g17565
Exons: 3
Coding region: 1645-2751 (368 amino acids)
Molecular function (GO): protein binding
Source: RefSeq, a predicted model, not a curated record